Molecule: messenger RNA, 708 nt
Organism: Leguminivora glycinivorella
Lineage: Eukaryota; Metazoa; Arthropoda; Insecta; Lepidoptera; Tortricidae
Gene: nos-M
Product: nanos homolog 3-like
Exons: 6
Coding region: 32-637 (201 amino acids)
Biological process (GO): oogenesis; negative regulation of translation
Cellular component (GO): perinuclear region of cytoplasm
Molecular function (GO): zinc ion binding; mRNA binding
Source: RefSeq, a predicted model, not a curated record
UGUUCGUUACAGUUUUAUUACGAAAUUAAAAAUGGAAGUGUCUGCAGCUGUGACCUACGAUUUAUGUACAAAAAUCAAUAUUAGUGAAACUUACCAGGAUAUUAUUCCAUAUUCAUCGGAAAAGGAGCCCUCCCAUUCCGCGCGAGUGGGACUUCUGAAAAGACGCAAACCACUCGAUAAAGAUGCUUUGCUCGCCGUGAAGCUCGACCCGGCUGUGCUAGAAGCACAGGUGACUUUGAAGAAGGAAGACGAAAAUCCAACUCAUGAAAGUCCGGCGCUGGUCGCUACAAAGGGAAAAGAUGAACGAGGCUACCCGAGCUACGAGGAAGUGCUGUCACUGCAACAAGCUGCGCUGCUGGGACUAACACCGCAGCAACUUAUGCUGCUCAUGGCAUUUGUUGACACACUGCGUCGUCAGCGGCAGCGCACACAGAAACAUAUGGAAUGCGCGUUUUGCAAGAACAACGGCUCCCCGGCUUCAUGGUACGGGUCUCACAUACUACGCGAUCGUAGGCGCGUGCGCUGCCCCGUGCUACGCGCGUUGCACUGCCAUCGCUGUGGCGCCACUGGCGAUAAGGCCCACACGCCUAAAUACUGCCCUGAGAAUCUUUUCUCAGAUUCAUGGAGUUGCCCUUGAAUGACGUUGUCAGAACUUUGGGAAGAUUACACCAUUUUCCAGAAAAUAAAUUACAUUUUAAGUACCUCUUC